AUGGCGACGUGUUCCGCGUCGUCGCCAAUGGCCGCUGGCCGGCGGGCGUGCCUCGAAUUCGAAGCCGGACAAAGACCCUUGCGGGCGCACCUGCUCGCUGCUGCAAGGCACGCGAAUCCAUUAGUGUCGGGUGGGUCAGCGCAAUCGCAUGUGCGCUUUGGUACGCGCAGUCGGCCGAAUUCCGGUGCGUUUCGGUGUACCAAACAGCACGGGCGUACCGGUUCUAGUUUCGCCGAUUGGGGCGAACAUCGAUUCGAAUUCGGCGAAACGAUACCUCGAAAACAGUAUCGCUCGUCUAUUGUUUUCAACCGUGGAACAAAAGAAGCGGCCAUGAGGGGUCACGUGCUCAAGCUGCUGCUCGGCGUGGGCUUCCUUGCGUUUGUGAAAUGCGGACCGCCCGGCAAACCCUCCCUUGGAUGGGGUGAGCGGGUCUUCGAGAUCGUCGAGGUCAAUCAAGCGGCGACUGCUUACAACCAGCUGGUGAAGAGGAAAGAUAGCGCAGAUGUCACGGUGUCGUGGAAUGUUUGGUCCGGGGACGCGGCUGACAGCGCCAGGGUUCUACUCAAUGGGGAGGAGUACUGGUCCGGGAAGUCGGGCGCGGCGUCCACGGCUACGUUCAAAGUGACAAAGGGUGGCAUAUAUCAGAUGCAGGUCGAGCUUUGCAACUCGGACGGCUGCACUUCUAGCGAUCCGACCGAAAUUAUCGUCGCCGAUACAGACGGAAGUCAUCUACCUCCAUUGGAGUACACUAUGGGCGAGAAGAACAAGCCAUUCAAACAAACCUCGGGAAAAGUCGUGGGUGCGUACUUCGUUGAAUGGGGCGUGUAUCCGAGGAAAUUCCCAGUGGAUCGCGUUCCAAUUCCUAAUUUGACGCAUCUUCUGUACGGAUUCAUCCCGAUUUGUGGUGGUGACGGUAUUAAUGACAGUUUGAAGGAAAUUGAAGGCAGCUUCCAAGCUCUGCAACGGUCAUGCAGCGGCCGCGAGGACUUCAAAGUCUCGAUUCACGAUCCCUGGGCUGCUCUUCAGAAACCCCAGAAGGGUUUAUCCUCCUGGAAUGAACCUUACAAAGGAAACUUUGGCCAACUCAUGUCACUCAAACAAGCUAGGCCUGAUCUGAAAAUCUUGCCUUCCAUUGGCGGCUGGACUCUAGCUGACCCUUUCUUCUUUUUCACUGAUGAGGUGAAAAGAACUCGCUUCGUUGAUUCAGUGAGAGAUUUUCUCGAGACUUGGAAAUUUUUCGAUGGUGUCGACAUUGAUUGGGAGUUCCCCGGCGGUAAGGGUGCCAACCCAGACCUUGGAAGUCCAGAGGACGGCGAUGUUUACGUUAAACUUAUGAAAGAGCUUCGUGAGAUGCUGAAUGACCUAUCAGAACAAACUGGUAAAAAAUACGAACUGACAUCAGCUAUAAGUGCGGGAUGGGACAAAAUUCAAGUCGUUGAUUACAGCGAAGCGCAGAAAUAUAUGGAUCACAUCUUCCUCAUGAGCUACGACUUCAAAGGUGCGUGGUCUAACGACACACUAGGGCACCAAACGCCACUUUACGCCCCAGCUUGGAAUCCUAAGGAAACUUAUACCACUGACUUUGGUGUAAAAUACUUGCUCGCUCAAGGAGUUAACCCUAAAAAGAUAGUAGUGGGAGUUGCAAUGUACGGACGCGGUUGGACUGGUGUUCAUGGGUACGAGGAUAAGAAUCCUUUCACCGGGAACGCGACAGGACCCGUCAAAGGCACGUGGCAAGAUGGCGUUGUCGACUACAGAGAGAUAGCGAAUGAAAUAGCAAUGGGAAAAUGGGAAUUCCAUUACGAUAAUGUUGCGCAGGCCCCGUAUGUGUUCAGACCGUCGACUGGUGACCUCAUUACAUACGACAAUCGAAGAUCGACUAUUGAGAAAGGUAAGUAUGUGAGAAACAAUAAGUUAGGCGGCUUAUUUGCGUGGGAGAUAGACGCGGACAAUGGAGAACUAUUAAACGCUAUGAACAUGGGCUUAGGGAACACUCAGGCG
This is a messenger RNA of Iphiclides podalirius (scarce swallowtail), 2001 nucleotides long. NCBI's taxonomy places the organism in Eukaryota, Metazoa, Arthropoda, Insecta, Lepidoptera, Papilionidae. The record is from the annotation of a GenBank genome assembly.